This is a messenger RNA of Didymodactylos carnosus, 456 nucleotides long. Lineage: Eukaryota; Metazoa; Rotifera; Eurotatoria; Philodinida; Philodinidae. The record is from the annotation of a GenBank genome assembly.
AUGAAUUAUAACGGGGACCCGUAUACCGGCAUGAGUUAUAACGGCGACUGGUAUAACGGCAUUAGUAUGAAGUAUAAUCAAUCGGUCGACAUUAAUGGUAUUUUGCAGUAUGAUACGAUUUGGCGAAAAAUAUCGUGUAAAUUCAGCUCAUCUAUGACAUAUUUCGAUAAACAAGGAAAACGUGUUUGGAUUUAUGCAAAACACGAUCAAGACAAGCCGGUAUCGAUCGAUAUACCGAUCACCGGUAUAUCGGCCGGUGCCGGUACAAAAUUUGUAUACUGGUGGACCGCUACUGGUAUCGCAGUUUUGAUACCGGUUACACACCUGACACAAGUAGAACUAAAAUGUUUUUGGGGCUUAGAAGCUUUUCGUACAUUUAUAAGAGUUGAUUGUGCCGCGCCAUCUGUUCUUAAGGCGGAAUAUAAUUUAAUUCUUUUUUCUUAUAGUUAUAAAUAA